Molecule: messenger RNA, 300 nt
Organism: Paramecium octaurelia
Lineage: Eukaryota; Ciliophora; Oligohymenophorea; Peniculida; Parameciidae
Source: the annotation of a GenBank genome assembly
AUGAAUUCCUUUUCACCAUUAUCAAAAAUUUCAAAACCUACACCUUUGAAUCUUCUCUAAAAAUCUGCAGUGGAUGAAGAGGAGCCCAUGAUUCUCGAGAGAAGUUGUAAAGAGAUUAAAUUUAACGAACUACUUAUUGUACUUAAUUAUCAUCCAAAUACAGAAGUAACCUACAUCAAAAGAUAAGUCUUAAAAUGUAAAGGGCUCUCAAAUAUAGGAUGGCUCAAUCCUUGUAUUAACCAACAAACUGAAUAAAAUUCACAAAGGAAAAGAUCUAUUUUAAAAAGAACCGAUAAUUGA